Messenger RNA from Lytechinus pictus (painted urchin), 2244 nucleotides. Its product is annotated as calcium-activated chloride channel regulator 4A-like. The coding region runs from base 51 to 1229 and encodes 392 amino acids. The transcript has 6 exons. NCBI's taxonomy places the organism in Eukaryota, Metazoa, Echinodermata, Echinoidea, Temnopleuroida, Toxopneustidae. The record is from RefSeq and is a predicted model, not a curated record.
UAGGUUCAUCGAUCACAGUAGACUCUGGUAAGAUCGAGACCACCACAAUCAUGAUCGAUGCUGCUCUAGGAUUGGAUACUAUCAUGACAUUCACAUGGGCGGCUAACCCCAUCAUCACCACUGAAGUGACAGGACCAGACGGAACCGGUUUGGACAGCAACGAUCCAGAAUGUAAUAUGAAUACGAGCUCGAAAAUUACAACCUUCACCAUCGGAGAUGCUGAGGCUGGCUUGUGGGACAUUGAAUUCAGUAACCCAGACAAUAACAUCUUUGCAGAAGAAGUUAGUAUAAACGUGAUCUCCAAACCUCGUUCGGGAAAUGUUUAUCCGCCGGUUGUCAAUAGUUUCUUAGGAGCAAAGAUAGUAAACUACACGUUAUUUCCCGCGGUAGAGGUCUAUGCCUUCGUCCAUACCAACUACCAACCGGUGGUCGAUGCGACGGUGAUUGGUACAGUAGAGAGUACAACAUCAGGGGAUAUGACAAUCAUCCCACUCCGGGAUAAUGGACUAGGAGCUGAUUUGAUCACUGGUGAUGGUAUUUACUCGGCUUAUUUCCUGGACUUCUCUUCAAAUGGACGAUAUGGCGUCAAGGUAGAUGUAAAUGGAAAAACAACAUCUUCAUCAAAUGGCUUCCAGCGAACAACUACGGCGGGUGUCUUCCAAGUCGAGAACUACUCCCCGGAUCUGAAUGUUGACAUCUUGGCACCAUCUAAGAUCACUGACUUUACGAGCGUUGAGAGAACUUACGAUGAGAAUAGAAAUGUAACAUUGGUAUGGACAGCUGUGGGGGAUGAUUUGGAUCAAGGGACGGCUGCCUCUUACGAGCUCCAUUUCUCAGAUAACUUCACCCAACUCCGAACCAACUUUACCUCUACUUCUGCCAUUAGCGAUACAGAUCUCAGAGUCGGUAGCCUCUCUCAAGUCGCUUCUUCUGGAAGUCUUGAAUCCAUCUCGUUUCUUCUGCCGGGUGAAGACUCGGACGCUAUCUUUUAUUUUAUGAUAAGAGCCUGGGAUGAGGCUGGCAACGCGGGUCCUUUUUCCAACAUUGUGUCCGUUUCAUUACGUCGGCUCCCUCCAACCAGCAUAGCGCCUACUUCCAAAUCACCAGGAGGAUUACAGUUAUACAUCAUAUUUAUCAUUGCAAUUUCCUGUUUCGUGUUCUUGGCUUUACUCACUCUUUCCAUUGUUAUUGGGGUGAUCCUUAGACGUCGCAACGUGCGUUAUGUUUAGUCGCGUGCAUUUGAGUGUCCGAAAGUCCACACACACAGCUUCAACACAGGGAACAGUGGUUUUCAUGGACGUAAUAUUGCAGAAAUCCGUGUAUAUCUUUAUAAUUAUUAAUAAUCUCACACCAGAUUGAUAAUAGUGUGAACAUUUUAUCCAAUUCCAUUAAUUUGAUGUAAAUAUUAUUACAAUUAAUUCACUCUUUACGUCUUGCUGUUCAUUUGAAAGUGUCCAUGUUCACAACUCUUGCUAUGACAAAAGGUCUGAAAUCACCCAUAUUUUCGAGACCCUGGCACCUUUGUUUUCCCAGUGGAAUAUUCCUAAAGGUCAAAUAGGUCGAUGCUAAAUAGAUUACCUACAGUUUGAUGUAUAAUACUUUAUGACUGGUAUAAUGGUUACAUCUCAUUUUCCCCCCAAACUUUGAGAUCGAGCAGGCAGAACAUGGCAUAUUUCUGUGUCCAACGUCACGUGACUAACGUAUGAUAGUUUCCGUUCCUAGACCCUUUUCAUUUGUAACAAUUAAUACAGCCCAAAUAAACUUAAUUAAAGCAUUUAAUGUUGAAAGUAAAAAUGUUCUUCUACUAUAAAGCUUUGCCUACUGAUAUUUAUAAUAUAGCUACAGUUUGCGGAAGCAAACAUCGAGUCCGGAAUUGAUUUUGAUUUGCAAUAGGGUCUGCGUAAGUAUACUAUAUACUACAGUGGCGUACCGUGGGUCACGAUAUUGGGGGGCACCAGGAAAAUUUUUGAGUCACUUAAAAGGCCCGGUCACAUAUAGCCCGACGCACGACCCGCGCAUUGAAAAUUGGAAAAUAGGGCCAGUGCGUCGUUGUGCGCUCAACUCCUGUCAGAAUUUGUGUCAAGCCUCGCGAACUUGCAUGAAUACAUAACAUAUUGCUAACGCGCUGCGCGUAUACUGGGCGCAUUUUGACCGUGCACGGAGCGCAUAUACAAAACCUCCCAACGAAUGCAUCACGUAUUGCGAGCGUGUUGAACGAAUGGCUAGCGCAUGCACUGCGAGUUC